AGUGAGCGGAGCCUGCGAGAGGGAGGAGCGCAUCCUGAUGCAGAGAUGCUGCAGUGGCUCGGGGCGCGCACACACAUACGCACCCUCGCCCGCUGCCGCCACGCCAGGACAGCCAGUGGCUAAGGCCGGCGGGGCCAAGCAGCCCCGAGGCUGGCGGCAGGGUCUGCUCACCAGGCAACCGCAGCACUGCCCCAGCCAACACCCUUCCCGCACUCUAGGUGUGUCUCAGUCUCCAGUUGACUCUCCUGGAGCUGGGCUGCAGCUCCUCUCUUCUGGACUCUGCCUUUGCCUGAAACACCCACCAUGGGAGCACCGGCCAGGAAAAGGGCAAGCUUGCUGCUGCUGCUGCUGGCCACAAUGGCUCUGGUCUCCUCUCCAGGAUGGAGUUUUUCCCAGGGAACCCCAGCUACCUUUGGACCCGUCUUUGAAGAGCAACCUGUUGGCCUGCUAUUCCCAGAGGAGUCUGCAGAGGAUCAGGUGACACUGGCGUGCCGUGCCCGAGCUAGCCCUCCAGCCACCUAUAGGUGGAAGAUGAACGGCACAGAGAUGAACCUGGAACCUGGUUCCCGUCACCAGCUGAUGGGGGGCAACCUGGUCAUCAUGAGUCCCACCAAAGCACAGGAUGCUGGUGUCUACCAGUGCCUAGCCUCUAACCCAGUAGGCACUGUCGUCAGCAAGGAAGCUGUCCUCCGCUUCGGCUUUCUACAGGAAUUCUCCAAGGAGGAGAGAGACCCCGUGAAAACCCACGAGGGCUGGGGGGUGAUGCUGCCCUGUAACCCACCUGCCCACUACCCAGGUUUGUCCUACCGCUGGCUCCUCAACGAGUUCCCCAACUUCAUCCCAACGGAUGGGCGUCACUUCGUGUCCCAGACCACAGGGAACCUGUACAUCGCCCGCACCAAUGCCUCGGACCUGGGCAACUACUCUUGCCUGGCUACCAGCCACCUGGACUUCUCCACCAAGAGCGUCUUCAGCAAAUUCGCGCAGCUCAACCUGGCUGCUGAAGAUCCUCGACUCUUUGCUCCCAGUAUCAAAGCCCGGUUCCCCCCAGAGACGUACGCACUGGUUGGGCAGCAGGUCACCCUGGAGUGCUUUGCCUUUGGGAACCCUGUUCCCAGGAUCAAGUGGCGCAAAGUGGAUGGUUCCUUGUCCCCUCAGUGGGGCACAGCAGAGCCCACCCUGCAGAUCCCCAGUGUUAGCUUUGAAGAUGAGGGUACCUAUGAAUGUGAGGCAGAGAACUCCAAGGGCCGUGACACCGUCCAGGGACGCAUCAUUGUGCAAGCUCAGCCUGAGUGGCUAAAGGUGAUCUCAGACACAGAAGCCGACAUUGGUUCCAACUUACGUUGGGGCUGUGCUGCGGCAGGCAAGCCUCGGCCCAUGGUGCGCUGGCUGAGAAACGGGGAACCUCUGGCCUCCCAGAACCGGGUGGAGGUCUUGGCUGGGGACCUGCGAUUCUCUAAGCUGAACCUGGAGGACUCCGGCAUGUACCAGUGUGUGGCAGAAAACAAGCAUGGCACCAUCUAUGCCAGUGCUGAGCUGGCUGUACAAGCUCUGGCCCCAGACUUCAGGCAGAACCCUGUGAGGCGGCUGAUCCCUGCAGCCCGAGGGGGAGAGAUCAGUAUCCCGUGCCAGCCCCGUGCGGCUCCAAAAGCUACAAUACUGUGGAGCAAGGGUACUGAGAUUCUGGGGAACAGUACCAGAGUGACUGUCACUUUGGACGGCACCUUGAUUAUCAGAAACAUCAGUCGAUCGGAUGAAGGCAAAUAUACCUGCUUUGCUGAGAACUUCAUGGGCAAAGCCAACAGUACCGGGAUCCUGUCUGUGCGAGAUGCAACGAAGAUCACGCUAGCUCCUUCGAGUGCUGACAUCAAUGUGGGUGAUAACCUGACCCUACAGUGCCACGCCUCGCAUGACCCCACUAUGGACCUCACGUUCACCUGGACCCUGGAUGACUUCCCUGUUGACUUUGAUAAGCCUGGAGGUCACUACCGGAGAGCCAGUGUGAAGGAGACCAUUGGGGACCUGACUAUCCUGAAUGCCCAGCUACGCCACGGAGGGACAUACACAUGCAUGGCCCAGACAGUGGUGGAUGGUGCAUCCAAGGAGGCCACAGUCCUGGUCCGAGGUCCCCCAGGUCCUCCUGGGGGUGUGGUGGUGAGAGACAUUGGAGACACUACUGUUCAGCUUAGCUGGAGUCGUGGCUUUGACAAUCACAGCCCCAUUGCCAAGUACACCCUGCAAGCGCGGACUCCACCCUCAGGGAAAUGGAAGCAGGUUCGGACCAAUCCUGUGAAUAUCGAGGGCAACGCGGAAACUGCCCAGGUGCUGGGGCUCAUGCCUUGGAUGGACUAUGAGUUUCGGGUUUCAGCUAGCAACAUCUUGGGCACUGGGGAGCCCAGCGGCCCCUCCAGCAGAAUCCGCACUAAGGAAGCAGUCCCCUCUGUGGCACCAUCUGGACUCAGUGGAGGGGGAGGAGCCCCUGGAGAGCUUACCAUCAACUGGACUCCCAUGUCACGAGAGUACCAGAAUGGAGACGGCUUCGGCUACCUGCUGUCCUUCCGCAGGCAAGGCAGCUCCAGUUGGCAGACGGCCCGGGUGCCCGGCGCUGAUACCCAGUACUUCGUCUACAGCAACGAUAGCAUCCAUCCCUACACACCCUUUGAGGUCAAGAUCCGAAGCUACAAUCGCCGGGGGGAUGGGCCCGAGAGCCUCACUGCCAUCGUGUACUCAGCAGAGGAAGAGCCCAAGGUGGCCCCUGCCAAGGUCUGGGCCAAGGGUUCCUCAUCCUCAGAGAUGAACGUAAGCUGGGAGCCUGUGCUACAAGACAUGAACGGCAUCCUCCUGGGAUAUGAGAUUCGCUACUGGAAAGCCGGGGACAAAGAAGCUGCCGCUGACCGAGUGAGGACGGCAGGGCUAGACUCCAGUGCCCGAGUCACCGGCCUGUACCCCAACACCAAGUACCAUGUAACUGUGAGGGCCUACAACAGGGCUGGCACCGGACCAGCUAGCCCUUCAGCUGAUGCCAUGACCAUGAAGCCCCCACCACGGCGACCUCCUGGCAACAUCUCCUGGACUUUCUCAAGUUCCAGCCUCAGCCUUAAGUGGGACCCUGUGGUUCCUCUCCGAAAUGAAUCUACAGUCACUGGCUACAAGAUGUUGUAUCAGAAUGACCUGCAGCCAACUCCUAUGCUCCACCUCACCAGCAAGAACUGGAUAGAAAUACCAGUACCUGAAGACAUUGGUCACGCUCUGGUGCAGAUUCGAACCACGGGGCCUGGAGGGGAUGGGAUACCAGCCGAAGUCCACAUUGUGAGAAAUGGAGGCACCAGCAUGAUGGUGGAGAGCUCAGCCGUCCGCCCUGCCCAUCCUGGCCCGGUGUUCUCCUGCAUGGUUAUACUGAUGCUCGCCGGAUGCCAGAGGCUCUGAUCUCAACGCUGCCCGCCACGCCCAAGCUGGACACCCACCCUAACAGACACAGCGGCUGGCCACAGCCCCCCUCCAACGCCAAGGUGGUCCAACACUGCCUGAGAGUGGCUGGCUUAGACACCUUCUCCCAACAGUACCCUUUACGUAGGAGGUAGGAUAUUUCUAUUCUGCCACAGGAUAGAACCAGGCAAGGAAUUUUUCUUUAAAUCAAGAGGCACUGGGCAGUGACUUCCAUGAUAAUACUAGACCUAAUGCCUGGACCCUCUGGGGUCCUGGACAGAAGGAACAAGCCUUUGGAUAGAAGGUAUUUGACAUACAUCUUCAGAUCAAGUGGAUGGCCCUCUGGGGCCACAAGUGGGCACUGCCAUCUCUCAUCUCUCUGGGAUGAGAGUCCCAGGCCCAGCAGGAACAUGGGCAGCAGUGGGCUAUCAAUUUCCCUCUAUGAAGCAGAGGGACCUUUCCUAGUCCUUGCUGGAGAAGCACCAGUUAGUCCCCACGUGGGCUUCGUGGCUCCCCGGCAGUCCUGCUUACUCAGUAGCCAAGAACAAGGCCCUGGGUUACUGGGGAUAAGAGCUCUAAAGGGUUGAGAGGCUACACCACCUGAUGGAAAGGGGCACCAGACUGAAGCCCAUUCACCACCCCGGUGGCACUGCCCUCUCAGCCAGCACUGCCAUCCCUGCCAUCCUCCAGAUGGAAUGGUGGAGUGACAGGGCCACUUGAGGUGGCUAUGUGACUAAAGGGCUUGUCUCGAGUUGCCUUGCCUCAUCGGGAUGCUCCCUUCAUGGACCCUCCAGGGUAGGGGCAGGCGACGCCCAUCUGAAUGCCGUGCUCUUCCCUUCAGCUCUGCUGCAGACUUGUGCCUGCCUCCUCCUCCCAUAACUGCAGGCCCUGGAAACCAGCUCUCAACACAGCAUCCAUUCUUUGUCCUGGGAUGGAGAGGCAUCUGAGAAGGGUCAGCAUCAAUGUGGCCCUGCCUGCUUCCAGGAAUACCCUCCAUCACCUGGCCACACCUGCUCCCCAAACUGCCUGGACUCUCUUGGGUCCCCGGAAGUAAAGAGUUAAUGAGGUGGUGGAGGUGGAGGCAGCCUGCCUUGAGCUCUGGGUACAUUACCAGUGACAGCCCAGACUACAGAAGCUGAAGAAGCCUUAUAGCUUGACUUAUCCAUACCUUGCCCUUAACAGAUGAGGAAACGAUGCCGGGCAGUGCUGGCGCACGCCUUUAAUCCCAGCACUUGGGAGACAGAGGCAGGCGGAUUUCUGAGUUCGAGGCCAGCCUGGUCUACAAAGUGAGUUCCAGGACAGCCAGGGCUAUACAGAGAAACCCUGUCUUGAAAAUGGAGGUCCAGAAAGGGUUAAGGACUUCUUAGGGUCACAUGAUCUGUAAGUGACAAGGCUUGGUCAAGAACCAGAGUCUCCUCCCCACCUGUGGGAGGCUCUGUGGAGGAGAGAGGUGUGGUGCUGGGCAGUCGCCGCCCGGUCUCUAGGAUGAGCCCUCUGCUUCAAGAGGUUCAGGGUGCUGAGAAGAUCAACAUGGAUGCUCUCAGUCCAAGGCACAGGCAGAUGCUAGGAGUCAGCGGCCUGAGGCUGGCUUCUGCCGGGAACUCAGCAGGGAGAGCUGGCUGGAAGCCUCUCAGGCUCUCUCUUUUCAUUUCAAGAAAAGAAGUCAAAGUGAGGACAGAGUUCCCUAGACCAGGACUCUGUGCAGCCCGACCAGAAGUCGCCAGUGUCCAUGCCCUGAGCCCGUGAGAGCAGCAGAGCAGGCGUUUCAAGAGGCGCUUGCCCUGCUGUUCCUUGGGCCAUUUCUGUAGUUUACAGUUAGAGCUCUAUUUUGUUAUGGGUUUUUAAAACUUUAAGCCCUGCUCUUUUUUCCUGGGCGGGUUUAUGUUAGUAUUUACCCACUACAAUUUUUUAAAGAUGUCCACACACUCACGUACCUUUCCCCCUACCACCUCCAUACCUUCCCCUAGCUAAGGACUGCUUCCUUGGAGCUGAUUAAACCCUCCCUCUUCUGCUCCCAGCAUCUCACAUACAAGGGUGCUAGGGGCUCAGCCAUGUGAUCAUUCUCCCUCCCGUGAACCCCAGAGAUGGUCCAGCAUCCCUCCCUCCCCAUCCUAUGCUGGCUGGGAUUUGGCUCGGGCCUAGCCCUGGAAAACCCUAGCUAGCCCUGGAAAGGGGCACCUGAAACCUUCCAAGGUUUACCUAUUUCUCACUGCCUUGGGUUUGUGGGGUGGGGGGAGUGCUAAAGAAAUGGGUAUCUAGUGUCUGGGCAGGGUAAGUGAACCUGGUCAGGGAGGUGGGAGGCUACAGCCCCUAAGCUUUUCUUCUAACAAGGUCCAUGAAAAGCAGGCAAGCUGCUGGGAGACUGGAGAAGAGGAAAACCUUAGCCCUGUGCAGGUAGCAUUUGUUGUGGGGAGGUGAGGCUGUGCCAGCAGCUUUGGAGCUUCGAGUGUUAUCUAAGGUGUAAGGAGACCGCAGGUGACUCGCCAACGUGAGCUUGUAAAUAGAAAAAAAAAAAAGCCUCUUGCUGAGGAAACUUGGACCUUAACUGGCUUGGGAAGGAGGGCUAGAUCAAAUGGCUUCUCAGAGUCCCUCUCCUGCCAAGGGUCCUCUUGACUUCUGUACAGGCUGGGGAAGCUUUUGGACUGGCCCCUGCUAUGGUCCUGACUGCUAGGGGUGAAGCUGCCUAUAAAUACCUCUCCAGGGGCUGGGAGGUACCCUCUGUUCCAUCCACCACACUGCUCAUUGCCAUCUGAUGGUACAAAUGAGUGGCUCUGCCAUCCAGGGCAGCAGGUGACCCAGACAGUGGGGAAGUCGGGAGGCGAUGGGGCAGGGAUGAGAAGCCUGACCGUGAACAGGAGAGAAUGAAGCCAAGGUCAGGGAAGUCUUCGGGAAUAAGGAAAGUCUUCCUUUGGGUAACCUUUGAGGUGUUUCGGUGUUCUGUCCAAUCCUGGUUGGGUGAAGUCCUGACUUGAGGAGUAGGAGGUGCUGAGUCCUCCCAGAGCUGAGAUCUUAGAAUCCAAAUGCCUAGUACAGGGAAGCCGUAGAGGUACCAUCUGCAGCUUAUUUUAAAAGCCAUCAGUGGGAAUGAUCCCCAGAACAGUCCUUACAAAGUCGUGCCUUCCCCAGCGCAUCCUAGCCCGUACUCUAGCCAAGAGCUCAGCGUGGCUAGCUAAGCUAUCCUUCCCUCACGCCUUUUCUUCUCCUAGUUGUCCAAUAGCCAAUAGGACUCCUGCAUGCCAGGGGGACAGCAGUAUCCUCACACCUGUUAAUGAGUUCAAGUGUGGUGUUCGCUCUCGCUAGCUGAGACUAUACCUUGCCAGGGAGUCUGGAGUGUGCCUCUUGAACCUGUAUAUGUGGUCCCAGGCUUUGGGAAAUCAGGGCAUUAAAGAAAACAAGAGAGGAGGAGGAGGGAAAAAGAAGGAGGGAGAAGGAGGAGGAGGGAGGGGGGAGGAGGAAGAAAAGAUAAAAAAGCUCUGUUCAGAGCCCCAGGUAGCCUCAGAGGCCUAGGGUCCUUAAGUUUCUUUAGAGGGAACGCAACCUGCCUUGGCACCAGAUACCUCCAACUUAGCCCCCGGUUUCAGAGCCCACAUAGCUCUGAGCUCAGGGCUUCACUGGACCACUGAUGACCGUUCUUGUUUAAAUGCAGCUCCUCCACCCCAGCCCACUGUUCGCUCUUGUAGUAGUUAUUGAUUGACUCUGGUAGCAAGCAGUUCUUAAAUAAAGAUGUGUUCUGAACCCGCCUGGGCGGCUGGAAGCACUGCACUUCUCACCUCAUUAAAGCCUGCCUGCCUCCUGGGCCUGUUGUUCAGCCAGUACACCCACCCCUCCCACGGCCAACCUCGAGGAAGCUGUGCACACAGCCCAUACAGCUUCCUCCAACUAGAGGGAAAAGCCAGGCUGGGAGACCUGCAGGCAGAUGGAGGCUGAGCGCUGCUGACAUCCUGAGCAGGUUUCACCUAAUGGUGCUCAGCAUGCUGGAGUGGGGUGAGUUGAGGCGUGGAGCCACUUCCAGUUCCUCGGAUUUCAAUACACUUGAAGUGUUGACUCCCUGGUCCCUAAGGAGUUUCCCCUCCUCCCCCAUGAAGAGAUUAAUGUCCCCAACUGGUAAGGAGGUGACUAUCACCUCUGUUGUUCAAUCAGGGUGACACAAAGUGGUGGAACUCCUAGUCAAUUUCCAGCCUUGACACUCUCCACUGGGUCCAUCUGACUGCUAUUCCAGGUAAGCACACAUAGGGAUACAUGCAAGCAGCCCCAGUUUGGUUUUUCAGUGUCAAGUAGGUAGGACCCACGUUGUGUCUCAGGUUUGUGUGUGUGUGUGUGUGUGUGUGUGUGUUUGUCUUUGGUUUUGUUUUGUUUUGGGAGGAAAGGAAGGUAAAUGGAGGCCUCUCUAUUCAAUGCUUAGUUUUCUGACCAGAGCCCUUCCAGACCUUCCAGCAUGGCAGGUAGACUUUAGUCUUUAGUCAGCUUUUACCUUCCCAGGGCAGUUAUAUACACAAGACUCAGGGAACUGAAUUGAGGGGGGCUUGCUGCUGUAACCGCAGCCACGCAGAUGCUAAGCAGGAUCUUGCCAAGUGGUCCUGGCUGGCCAUGAGCUCACUAUGUAGACUAGACUGCCUCAGUCUCCGAAUAGCUGUGAUUACAGGAAUAUGCCACCUCGACCAGACAGAACUAUGCUGUUGUCUUUACAAAAUCCAUCUGACGGUCUUUGUCCUCCUCUUUGCUCAAUUGCUUUUGACUCAGGAUUUGAAGCAAUUGAGCGGAGUCAAAAUUCAGAAGCCCAAGGCACAGAGAGGCAGCUAUGAACAAGAUCGAUCCACCUUCGACUUGACUAUUGGUCUGCAAGAGAAUGCUGGCAAAGUGUUAAAUGGUUGUCCUGGGUGGUUUCCAUCUACAGAAUGUGAGACAGGAGCCUACAGCAGUAUGUUACCAAGCUCCUUCCAUACAGACAGAAUUCAUCACAGAUCCCUUUACAAUGAGCUAACCCUGUUUCGGGAGACUGCCUAGGACCGAAUCACAUAAUAGGCCCCAAACCCCAGCACUUCGGUUUACAAAACAGCUUACCUCAGGGGAUCUCCCUUGGUCACCCCCAGACAUCUGUGUCCAAGAUGAGGCUGUGACAGGCAGGGGUAACACCUCAACCUCCUGGUGUGACACAGUAAGUAUGCAUCUAUGUAGGGCUCUUUUCAGUACUGAACAGCCAUUUCUCAUGGCAAAGUCCAGGUUGAGGGACAGUAUCUGAGACAAUGGACAAGCCUGAUUCUCCAGUGCAUCGAUAUCAUGAGAAACAUGAAGGACUUGCUAAGAGACCAAAGAGAAAAACACCAAAUGGAGCACAUAGAUCUGUGAUACUGGAUUAAGAUUAUGCUAAAAUACUUUAGGGGUUUUAAAAGUGGAAACCUGAACAGAAGUUGGAUGUAAGACUGGCAGCUGCUGGUUUUCUCGGGUGUGAUACAGGCACACGGCUAUGCAGGAGAAAGCUCAGCUGGACACAGAAAGCUGGGCAUGGAGAUACACAUUUGUAAUCCUGGCACUGGAGAGGCAGAGACAGGUGGAUUCCUAGGGCUCAAUGGCCAGCCAGCCUAUCUCUAUCUGUGAGUCCUAUGUCCCAGCAAAAGACCCUGUCUCAAACACACAAACUACGCUGCCCCCUUCCCCAGUGGAUGCCACCUGAGGAACAACCACCCAGGUUGACCUCAGGCCCCUGACCCCCACACCCAUGCAUCCACGUACAUGUGUACACACACACACACACGUUUGUGCCUAGUUAUCUAAUGAUUCCACAAAAUCAGUAUACAUCUAGAAGCACUCUUGUAAUGAUCUGGAUGUUGAGUCUGGGUGGGGUGGUGGUGUGAAUGAGAUGUCCAGGAGUCUCCAGCAUUUGAGUAUUUGGUUCCUCGUUUGGUGGCUGUUUGGGUAGGAUAGCGGAGACCUUGCUGGAGGAAGUUAUGCCACUGGGUGGACUCUGCCGUUUAUCUCCCUCUGCCUCAUGCUUUUGACUUGAGAAAUGAGCUCUCACCUGGUGCUUCAGCCCUCUGCCACCAGCGACCUCUGCCAUCACAGACCCUGUCCCCUAGAACCGUAACCCCAAUAAAAUAAGCUUCCUAGGUUG
Mus musculus (house mouse) is the source of this 9535-nucleotide messenger RNA. RefSeq names its product contactin 2 (gene Cntn2). The transcript has 23 exons. Gene Ontology annotation, cellular component: postsynaptic membrane; plasma membrane. The coding region runs from base 304 to 3426 and encodes 1040 amino acids. Lineage: Eukaryota; Metazoa; Chordata; Mammalia; Rodentia; Muridae. The record is from RefSeq and is marked reviewed. Gene Ontology annotation, biological process: presynaptic membrane organization.